Homarus americanus (American lobster) is the source of this 12477-nucleotide messenger RNA. Its product is annotated as alpha-1,3-mannosyl-glycoprotein 2-beta-N-acetylglucosaminyltransferase-like. Gene Ontology annotation, cellular component: Golgi apparatus. The record is from RefSeq and is a predicted model, not a curated record. Gene Ontology annotation, biological process: protein N-linked glycosylation. Gene Ontology annotation, molecular function: alpha-1,3-mannosylglycoprotein 2-beta-N-acetylglucosaminyltransferase activity. Bases 506 to 1879 code for a protein of 457 amino acids. Lineage: Eukaryota; Metazoa; Arthropoda; Malacostraca; Decapoda; Nephropidae. The transcript has 11 exons.
UGUUUACCUGUUGAUCCCUUUAAAUCGGUUUUAAAAGUCGGCCGCAAGUACAAGAAUCUUCUCAGUAGCAGUCGUAGUAGUAUCUUUACACUCGUUGAGGCGGUUUUAGUGAGGCAGGGACGUGGACGGCUUAUAUUGGUGGGAAAGAAUCAGCUGGGCAGCAGUGGAGGCAUCUGGCGGUGGAGGGUGGGACCAUCUUGACAACAAGAGGCUAUGGAGGCGCACAGACCUAUACUGUCGUGAGCUCUCCCUGCUUGGGUGAGCUACGUGCCGCAUUUGUAAUACGCGUAAGUGAAGCUCUAACAUACUUGAUGCCUUGCUAAUAGUCAUAUCAUAAUACAGCGGAUCUAAAAGUGAAUGAGGUCGAGUGUCAGACCCAUCCCCAGCUGGUGUGUUGGCCUGCCACCACCAGGAGUUUGGUCUACCCUAGUCAACAGAUUCUUCACAUUCUGCGCCCCUGUGUGUCGGCACUUACAGAAAGUUCUGUGGUCUACAUGAAUUACAUAUGCCAUCUGUCUGCUUCAUUCAGCGAUGUGAUGAGAAGUUUACAAUGAGAAAGAAACAGAUACUGCUCCUGAAGGUGGGCGUGGUAGUAUGGCUAUGUGCAGUAUAUGCUCUCUUCAUACAUAAACCUGCAUCUACCAGUGUUCAGAUUUCACAGAGCAUCAACCAACAGUUAGAUAAGCUUGAAGAAGAGUUAAAUGGCCAGUUGCAGUUUUAUAAUGGACUCCUAGAAAAGCUUCGAAUACUGGGGCAUCAGCAGGAUAUUAAUGGUGGCAGUGAUGCUGUGGCUGAUAGUCAAGGAGGGCAAAGGCCGUCAUCAGGGUCACCUCUAUAUAAUGGUCCAGUUCUUCCUGUGCUGCUAAUAGCUUGUAACCGUGAGUCUGCUGUACGGCGAUCACUUGACCUUCUUUUGAAAUACCGACCGAGUCAGGACCGUUUUCCAAUAAUUGUGUCACAAGACUGCGGUCACAGACCAACACGUGAAGCAAUUGAAUCAUAUGGGGACAAGAUCAUAUUAAUACAGCAGCCUGAUCUGAGUGACAUUGACGUGCCUUUGAAAGAGAGAAAAUUUAAGGGUUACUUCCUUAUUGCUCGACAUUAUAGAUGGGCACUUAAUCAGCUGUUCCAGAAAUUUAACCAUGAAGCCGUCAUUAUUGUGGAAGAUGAUUUAGAUGUUGCACCAGAUUUCUUUGAGUACUUCUCUGCAACUUAUCCUAUCCUGCAAUCUGACCCAACAUUGUGGUGUGUGUCUGCUUGGAAUGAUAAUGGAAAGGCAAAUUUAGUGGAUGUGAAGAAUGGGACCUCCAUUUUGUAUCGAACGGAUUUCUUCCCGGGCCUUGGCUGGAUGAUGACAAAGGAGUUAUGGGAUGAGCUUGGAGUUAAAUGGCCAAGAUCCUAUUGGGAUGACUGGGUAAGAGCCCCAGAGCAACGAGCAGACCGAGCAUGUAUCAGGCCUGAAGUGUCACGAACACGCACCUUUGGCAAAAAAGGUGUUAGCAAUGGCUUGUUUUAUGAGAAGCAUUUAAAGCAGAUACACCUAAAUGAUGCCUACGUACCAUUUUCCAAAAUGAAUCUUACUUACUUGCUGAAGGAGCAGUAUGAUCCAGUGUUUGAGCAGCAAGUUCAGUCCAGUCAGGUGGUGUCCAUCAUUGAUAUAAAAAGUGAUCGUUUAACUAAGGGUAACACUUACAGACUUAUAUAUCACACUAAAGAUAACUUCAAGAAGAUGACAAAAGCCCUUGGCCUUAUGGAUGACUUCAAGGCUGGAGUACCAAGAACUGGAUAUAAGGGUGUUAUUACAUUCUUCUACGGAGGCCUCAGAAUUUUUCUAUCUCCAAGUAAUAACUGGAAAGGAUACAACCCUUCCUGGAGCUAGCAGCAUCAUAUGAAGUAGACUCAAGUUAUCGGGGCACAUGGAGAAGUUUUGGUAUUUAAGUCCCCUUUAUCUUAAAAUAGACAAAGUAAAUAUUGUAAAUUGAUAGAUACUAUUUAUGUUACAUGAGCCAGGUAAAGUUUAUGUUAUUGUUUUAUGAGCUUAAAGUUUUUAUUUAACAGUUCACUUUUUACUGUGAUUAAAUAUCAUUUUCAUUGGGUUGUCAUCUAUUGAAGUUAUCAUGUAUCACAUAUCUGGAUGACAUCCUUCAUUAUCACUCAGAAUAAGGACCUUCUCACCUACACAUCAUGUGCAUUAUAAUUAUUACUGGUAUGAAUUUUUUAUGAAAAUUAUAUGUUUGUAUUUGAACUGACCCUUAACCUAAACAACAACAAAAAAUGCCACACACAAUACAUGAACUGAUGAUGAUUCUUUUAUAUUAGUUACUUUGGUUGCAUUGCUACUUUUAUUUCCUUCUCUAAGGUACUUGUACUAUAUAAACUAAAGUAAAGUCCAUAAAUAUCCAGUAGGUGAUGACAGCCUCCUAACAUUAAAAGCUAGAGCUAUUGUGAAUGGUGCAGACCCUGACCAAAUAUAGCUCAAACCCUAAAAUUAUUUGGACAAGCAGUGUCUACAGCUAAUAUUUGGAAGUAAUUUACAUUAACCUCCCAAUAGUCAGGCAUUAUUAGUUCCAGAAGCAUUCUGGAAUUGGGAAUUUUCUGGACUAUUGGGUUCCCUCCUACAACAAGCAUUACUGGUGCCCAUGGAAAGUUAAAAUCUUGUAAAAGACAGCACCGGUGUUGCUACCCAUCUUUUUCAGAACACUUAGACCAAGUUAAAAAAAUUGGUAAGAGCUUCAGUCAUUGGCUGUCCAAUUCUCUCAUCAUUAGUCAUUACAAUAUACUGUACAGUAUGUACCGUUACUGGGAUCAAUAUUCGUGGCAUACAUCAUGUGAUGGUGAUGCAGGAUCUUUUACUGGUAUAAAAUCAUUGGAAAAACACAGAAUGUAUUUGUGAAGUUAUUGCAACAGUGUGAUGUGAAGCCUAACUCAGUAUGGUUGGGAAGUGGCAUGCUGACUUUUUCUGCUAAGUACAAGGUAGCAUUACCAGAGGGAGGCUUCAGCCAAUCAGAGGCUGAAGAAUUUCAUUCCACAGGAAGUGUGGCAUGGCUGAGUUACUAAAGACCGGAUGAAGAUUAAUAAUUAUAAUUGUUAUGUAUUUGUUGUAGCGUUGGACUUUAGAGUGAGCUGCCGGGUGAUAAGUGGCAUAUCCACAAUUGAAAAAUGCCAGACUAUUGGUUGCAGAUGUACCAGUAUGCUGGACCAUUGAAAAGGUAGUGCUCCUACUAAUUACUACCAAGUACCUUCUUAUAUAUGAUAUAUUGAAAGGCCUGCACAUUUAUCCAGCACUAAUCAGAUACUGACUAAUCCAAGUUAGUACAUGUGUGAUUACCUCACCAGGUGUAUGUGGGGGAGCCAGUCCUGUUCUUGUCAAGACUUUUAAUUUAUCAUCAUUUGCUACAUUAAAAUUCAAAUCGGUCUAUAUUGAAGACAAAAUCUGUUUGAAAUGGAUAAAUUGUUGAAUUAAACUGGCAUGAUGCAUUUUGGAUGACUUUAUGUAGUGAGUGGUAUAGGAUUUUUAGAGAAGUGUUUCGGAGUUGAGGUUGUGUUGAGAUACUUGAGGUUGGCAAUAAUUCAUUAUGCAAAGUGUAUUCAGAGCUAUGAAGAGGUUUUUAAAUACUGGAGAGCAAAUGGAAGAGUAAUUGCAUGUUUUAGAUGUAUGGAAAAAGUGUUUUAAGCGUUGGAGAUGCAGUGAGACUGUUAUAAGUUGGAUGAUUUUAAAAUGUUAUAAGUAUAAAGAGAAGUCAGGUAACUGUACUUGGAGUUGGUUGAAAAAAAAAAAGGAAAACUGUUGGGGCAAGAUUAUGAUAGGUUUAAAAGGUGAUGAGGAAAUGUUGACAUUUUGCAGAUGUGACAAUGUACAGUACAGCAUUGGAGGAGGACACUUGGAAUGUAUUGUAGACACAUUCAAGUAGUGGUUGUAAAUUGCAUGAGCAUGUGGAUUAUUUCUGUUUUGGAGGAAUAUGAAAAAUAUUUGCUAUACUGUACCUGUAAUUGGAAGAGUACUGUAUUGGAGUAAUUUUGAUUUCUUGAAAAUGGAGGUAUAAAAAUGGUUGGAUGCAUUAAAUAUUAUAGAGUGAUAGGAAUACAGGUAUACCUUGCUAUAUGUUGUUUCAUGUUUAUACGUUAUUGAGGAAUUAGAGAAAAAUACAUAUUUUCCAAAAAUGAAAAAAAAUCAUUCGACAACAAGAGACUAUUUUGGGUAGCCUUAGAAUGCCGAAUAACCAUUGAAUUCAUCUGUUGCAUCCCCACCCUAACAUCAUUUUGUGCAUUAGUGCCACAUUUGCUUGAUCUUGUCUGUUUACAGUGAGUUAAACCUUACCCAAAUCCUGGAAAAUGUCUAGGAAGUCAUAUUUUUGCCUCUGGUAAGAAAAAAAAAGGGAAAUAUUUUAAUCUAAGUGUUAAAUUAGAUGUUUUAAGGUGCUUUAAAACUGCCAAAUGAGUAGUUGACAUCACCAGAGUGCUUGGCCCACCUGGCAUCUUCAGUGAUUCUGAUCCAAACAGAGAAGGUAUCUCUACAGAUAACAAGUUAAUAACCAAUGACAUUAAUUGCUACAGGGAGCUGUACAAACAAAAGAAGAGAGCUGUCCAGCUGUCCUUGGACCAAUAUUUUAGACGUUCAUCCUCAGAUGAAGAGGCAGACAAUCCUGCAGUUUCAUCUCUGUAAUUCUACCAUUGCCUACCCCAGAUGGCCUCUAUAGUGUAUGCAGUUUCUGUAACCAACUCGGGUAAAUGUUAUCUUAUUGACAUAUAUUUUAUAUCUAAAUAUUUAUUUUAAUUUAUAAUAAUAUAGUUGGGUAUCUAACUAAUUAAUAUUUUGGUGAGAAAAUUUUGGCCAGAAAUGUUCCCUCGGAACAUAACCCCGAUUUACAAUAUUGGGUUAAUGGUAAACUUUUAUUCACUGUGUUAUUUAACUUAAUGUCACACCUUUCUAGAAUGCAUGUGUGAUGUAUAGCGAGGUAUACCUGAACUGUAUGAGAAAUGUGCUGGAUUGCUUAAGGGUGAAGAAUGCAAUGGGUGCAUUUAAAGAAAACUUGAAGCCUACUUUCAUUUUGAGUACAGUACAGUACAAACAGGUAAAGUAGAAAGUGUAUUUUGUGUGAGAGCCAAAGUUGCAUUUGUUUGCAAAAGCUACUAUUCAGUUUUAUUUGAGUUAGAAAAUGGUAAUAUAUUAGGUAAUACUGUAUUAGCCAGCAGAUCUAAAGCUUGCAUUUUGCUAAACCCUGGAAAUGAGCUUUUUUUAAAUACCAGUACUGUAUACCAUACUUUAUUGUAUUGGUUCAUAAAGUAAUGUUAGACAGUGGAUUACCAGAAAUGAGAGAAGGUUGCCAGAUUCAUUGUGCACUAGAACCCUUUAGGUUCCUGUACAGUGCUGCAGUAUAGAAAUUUGGGUCAUGCAAACACUGAAAUACAGUGCAGUAUACUGGUAAGUGAGAAUAAUUACAUAACAUUUCCAAAGACACUUGAACCUACAGCAUGUUCUCUUCCUAAAUAUUAAUAUAAACACACAGUGCAGUACUGUACUGUCUUUUGUCACUGAAAAAAUAACUUAGAAAUAUGAGAAGAAUGCAAUUUAAAAUUAAAAAAAUUAAAGAAACAAGCAAAUUCAGCUCAUUGGAGAUGGUGGUGGACGGUCUAGUUGUGGUGGCAGUUGAUCCGGGUGUUUGGUGGGCAGACAGUUUUCUUAGUAUUUAGUUUGAAAUAUGCUCUUAUUUUUGUGCUAGCUGCAGCAUCUCCAGAAAGCUGCAUAGGGUGCUUAGGAAUUAUUAUAAAUCCCCCAGAAAUAAUACAUAAAAGGUACAAAUACAAGACUUAUUAUAGCAUGUGGUGCACCGAGUACAGGAACACAGUCAAGUAAUGCAAGAGAUGUGUGGUUACUGAUGCGGUUUCUACUUACCAGGCACAUUCAGGAUGGCAGACACGUCAGUAUACGCACCAUCCACAUUGAGUGACGAGUGAGCUAGCCUUGCUAACCAUGUUGUAUAAUGAUCCCCUUUGCAUGGUAGCUUUCUUUAUUGUGAUAGCCAGUUGUAUGUGUUGAUCAUCACACCUCACCCUCACCUGACAGUUGCAGGCUGCUCUUAUAAUGGGUCAUCUCUCCCUUUUAAAGUUUAAGAAGAAAAGUACAGUAGAUAGUGUAAAGGUUGCUCUCUGGAGGUAGAAGGUCUGGUUAAAGUUGAACUAUUUAGUUAAUACUUGUGCUACUGCUAUGGGCCACCAUCUUUGAUUUUUAGGCCAAUCCACCAUCUUGCUCCAGUCCCCACCCAGCCAACACUCCUGGAGAGCAAUAAUGCCUGCUUGACUCUUAACAAAAGCUAAGUGUCCACCCCAUUACAACACUUCAGGUAUAGUUAUCAGGAAUUAUACUAAGCAAAAAUUUAGUAUGAACUUAUGAUUGAAUUUUGUCUUUCUGAUAUAAUUUCAUAAGGGUGUUAACAAAAUGGCUUCCUCUCAGAGUCUGAGCUGUUGAAAUUGACUAGCAUCUUUGGACCUGAGGUAAUAAUGGACAGUACUUAGAGGGUGGAACGAGUAGUCUGUGGGUAGAUCUGGAUGUGUACUGGCUUCGGGAAAACAAUUAGAUGGCUAUGGUAUAGGGGUACUCGGCACAACCCCCAUGAGGAUUAAAUAUUGCAGCACAUAAAAUCCCCUUCCCAUGUAUACCAUAGAAAUUUUGUUUGUUUGUACUGUAUCUGCAACUUUCAUAGUUAAUCAUACAAAAACCCUUCAGAAGUUUUCAACCUAGCUUGUAAUAUGUUAGGGUUGGGUAAUAAGUGCAGUUUUGCUUGGGGUGAUCUUUGAAAUUCCCCGUCUUAUCCACUAAAUCUCAGGUACAUCCCACAGUUGUACAGCUACUGCAUAUCUAUGGGACAUAAUAUGACAAGGCAUCAUCAAGCAUUUUGCACCUGGAUAACAUGAACUUUGCCUGUGCUUUAGAAACAGCACUCAUUGAAUAUAACAAUCUUAUAAUUCAAUAUUACAGAGCCCUAUAAUUACACUCCUUAAUGUUGUGGCUGUGAAAACCCUUCCCUUUUGUUAUUUUUCUGGAUUAUAAUUAUGACCAAGGUUCUAAUUUAUUAUAUUUUUUUUUCCAAGUAAAUGGCAUUGUACUUAGUGAAAGUCAAGUCUUGGUGUAUUAUGUGGCCUGACUUUUAGGAUUCAAACUGGAGGUAGGGAAGUGGAGUGGUUAAUGUAAUAAGGAAAUCUGGCUAAUUAUGAAGGCUUGAUGUGUUGACACCAUUUUGAUAUUUCAUCUUGGCAAAACUUUUAUUUUUUUUAUUUGAGGUCUCCAGGUUUGUUUCUGUAUUAUAAUCUUAUGCCUUUUGAGACACAGGAAGACUUAAGGCCUAAUCCCCCCUUGCUUACUGCUCGCUAUAUUGUUUUCCACAAUUUUAUGUUUUGUAUGAUGUUUGGUUCUCUGAAGAGACUUACAGACCCUCACAACCCAGGCCCCUCAUUGGCUGUGCACAUGACUUCACGUCAUUGCUCACCACUGACUGGCUGUGCUUGUUGUUAAUAUGCCAGUACGGUAUUCCCCCAGCCUAGGGAGCUAUCGCGUGCAAGGGCGAAAUUCCUAUAUUUUUCCAAGGCAUAUCUACCUUCCAAAACAUAUCUAGUUUUAUAGAGAUUCCUCUGGCAAAACAUUGAAAUAAUGAUCUUCUUUUUCCAUGGUUGGUCAGUAAGUUGCUCUUCCACCGAGUACCUCAUAUGAAUUACUGGGUAGGUAGGUAGGUUGGUUCUUGUUAGACUUCUUUUUUCCAGAGGGUAACCUUUGCAUGUACUGUAAUCCCUUUGUUUUGAAGGUGAUGGUUGUGAUAGAGAGGAAUGGGUAAUUGAUUGUAAGAUAAGCUAGACCCUGACAAUUGCUUAGCACACAGUCAGCGAGAGAAUUGGAAUCUAGGAUCAUUCCACCAUUUAUAUGCUUGUUAUAGAAAUAUUCCAUUCUCUGGUACAAAUUUCUAAUAUACCCGGUAUAUACUGUAAAGUGUAAGCUGACUAAUGCUCCUUAUCAAGAAAUUAUAUACAGAAGUUUAGCAUUGUGUUAUACUUUACAUUGUUUGUUUCACUCUACUACAGUUAGGAUCUUCAUUUUGAGAUAUAGUUUGCUCAGUAAUUCUAAAAAGUACUUGUUUGACUCUGUAGUUGACCAUGUAAUGUCAUGAUUAUCAGUUGUUAUCUGCUUUUUAUUUCAUAUUGUGUAGUAAAUAUAACAACUUCAUUUGUUGGUAUUUCUUUACUGUAUCAGAAGGAGUCAAACUACCUUCAAGCAGUGUUUCCAAUAAUUAACUCAUUUAAAAGAAACCAAACCUCUCCAAGGAUGAUGUGUCAAGUGUUUCUCCGGAUGUAAUAGACAGCGUUUUUUUUACUGUCAUUCAAAGACAUAAAGAUUACUGUAUAAAAAUGAGCAGGUUGCAUUAGUUAAAAAGAAAAUAAUUCUUUUAUAGAUGAAAAUAUUAACCUGAAUACUUAGGACUUAUUUUGGAGAUGGAUUUUGUGUAAGAAUAAUCGUCACAUAUAUUUUCUUGGUGUACAGUAUAUAACAGAUAUUAUGAGAGAUUUAUUGUUUCAUGUAAUAUAUUCCUACAGUGAUAAUAUAAUACAGUAGCAGUUGUUACAUGAUAUUUUUUGUUGGUAACUGGGAAAGCAGGUUUUUAAAUAGUUGCACAGCAGAUUUUCUUUCACAGAUCUUCAACAUACCUCCUGAUUAAUAUGGAAACUUUUACUUUAGCUUUAAAGAAAGGUGAUGCAGAAAGUGUUGUGCAAAUCUUACUAAGCUGCUUAAUCAGGUAUUAUUUCUUGCACUAUCUCAGUUUAAAAUUAUUCAGUUAGCUCUGACCAUUGGAUAAAAGCCACAUUUAAUUUUGUUCAUUAGUCGGAAAAUAAAAUUAUUGUAUGUUAUUUUAUAACCAUGUUGCACAUGUUAGGCAAAAAAAUAUGUGAAAAGGACACUGCCUUAAAAUAGAAGUGGGGCACAGUUCAAUGGCUGAUUGUUUAUUUAUUUUUUCCAAGGGACAUCACAGGCAGUUAGAGGGUAAUGGUAAUUAUUAUGACCAUUAAAUUCCAAUCCUAUUAUUUACAUGACCCUUCUAAUUAUAUAUUCUAUAUACUCUGACUUCAGAGCCAUUUGGCAAUAAUAAUUUUAGUUAAUCACUUACAUUUUGUUUUUUCUUUUUGCAUAAAUAUAUAACUAGAACUGCACAUAUGAGCCGUUGCAAACAUUAAAUGUGACCUUGACAUGUAUGUCGAAAUCCAUUUUCUGUAGUAACUAUUAUUUCCAGUCUGUAGAGGAGAGUUAACGUUAUCACAAGAUGCGAGGCUGUCAUCAGUAUUGGAAAAAUUUGACAUAUUUGAAGGGGUGUAUAUUUGGUGAGUGCUGGAGCCACAUGUUAUGCUCAUUGGCCCAGCCACCUGCUCGGGUUGUCGCUGAUAUUUGCCCAGCCAACAGCAAUAUUUAGCCCUUCAAAUAAGUCUAAUUUCCCUUAUACCACCUUGGCAAUUUGUGAUAACGUUAACUCCUCUACAGACUGGAGAUAAUUGUUACUACCGAAAAUGGAUUUCCACAUACAUGUCGAGGUCACAUGUGUCAAAGUCGUAACUAAUGUCCGCUACACCUCAUAUACAGGAUAACAUGAAUAACAAAUUUUAGAAUACCGGUACAUCUGUAUUUUCAUUAUAAUUGUUAUGUUUUUAUAUUACUAGAGUAGUAGUAUUAAUUUCAGGAGGAGUAUUAUUAUUACUUUCUCUGUUACUCAAGGAAAAUUUGCUGUUGAUAAGUAAAUUAUGUUCAUGAGAUCUGAACUUAGUUAUUUACUAAUGCUGAGAGCUUUUGCCAUCAAACUUUAUGAUGAGUUUCAUGAUGUUUAACCCUGGAAGCUCAUGAUUUUAGAUUGAGAUCAGUCAGAGAUCAAUUGCAAGAUAUAAUUCUUGUUGACCAUUGAGGUUGGUAUAUCAUUGAAGAGGAUUAUUGCUCUAGCGAUUUAACACCAUGUAUUUGUCUUCAUAUUUUCUUUUGAGAUUCCUGAGGGUAGUCCAUAUUAGUUUUGCUUUCAACCAAAAUUUUCAGUUUGUUUAUAAUAGCAACAUGAAAUGGCAAGGCUCCCCUGCAUGGGGUGGAUUAAGACCAGUAUACAACAUCUUUAACUUUGGCAGAUUAAUCAACUAGUUUCAUUUAUCAAAUUCAGUCUGCUAAGUUAAAUGAAAUACACAAAAGUUAUUUACAAAUUUAAGGUAUGCCAAGUUGAUGGGGAAUUGUUAUUGCCUUGAUGUCACCCCAGAGUGAAUAAACAUCCAUGAGAGCAUAGAUUUCCACACUAAAAAUAAAUAACUACAACUUUAAAUCCUGAUAAUAAUUAUCAGCAACAUCAUAUCUGAAGAUGUUCUGGAUAUUUUUUCAUGAAAUUAGGUUUGGAACUUGUCUGUGCCGUAUUAGUUAUUUAAAGAAAUACUACUGGCUGUUCAUUAUUGCCAUAUACAGGUGUAUAUAUAUUUUAUUAUUUUUUUUCUUAAGCAGCAUAAUGCCUAAAAAAAAUUUAAAGUACAGUACUAAAUGGAUGGAUUUUAGGUAUAUAUUCUAACUUGUGAAAGCUAAGGGUAAUGUAACAUGUUUUCACAUGGUAAAAUUCUGAUACCUUUUUUGCUUUGUUUGCAUGAACAUUUUAUAUUAACAAGAAUGUGCCAAAUUUACUUAAGAAUGUACACAAAAUGCAUAUUGACUUGAAAGAUCAGUGUUCUGUAUCCUGAAAUCUUUAAAAAUGUCGAGUAUCAGUACCAUAGAGGACUAUAAUAGUGUUGUAUGUAAACCAGGACUUGACAUAAUUUUGGGGAGUUUUGAGCAGAUACUUGGACUUCAUUUAACAAAGGUGUGUGACUUUUUUUCACUUGUAUAUUCCACUCUAUGCUAGUAGAAAAUAAUAUUAACAAAUGCAUAACUGAAUUUUAAGACAUUAUUCCUGAUAUUAUAUAUUUUUUUGUAACAGCCUUGACAUUAUUAUAUACACUUAUUACUUGAGGUUGAUACAGGUAUAUUUAGCUUAAGUCUGGGAUCAGGGAUAUUGAUAGUUUGAAAGGUUGAGACAAAUUGCACAGUGUGUUCUGGUUUGUUUUGCUGCAAAACAUUCUCCUGAUAUCUAGGAGAAUGGUAAUGAAUCACAGAUAAACAGAUGCCUUGGCAUUGCCAUAAGUUUAAUGAAUAUACUCCUGCAAAAUUAAUGGGAUAAAUAUCUUCAGAGUAUCUUUAUGAGAUUGACAUUGAAUCUCAAAUUAGUUAAGACAUUGAAUAAGAAUACUAACUAAGAAAGUUAAGCUCCCUUAGCACUUAAUGCUAAAGUUUUAUGAAGAUGCUUUCAGUGUUUAUUAAAAAAAAUAAAUAAAAAAAUCAAAGGCACCUGCUGACCUUUGCGAUCUACUCUCAAUUCUUGUAAGAAAGAUAGAGGUGAUCAGAGGAUUAUCAAACUAGAGAAUCCUGUGUUCAUCUCAGAAGAACCUUGUAGUAACUAGACUCAGCAUUACCAAUUACAGCAAGAGGACUAUAUGUCUGGAUGAUUUUUCAUUUAUUGAUCCUGCUUACAAGAACUUAUAUCUAGAGGGAUGAUCAAAAUUGCAAAGAUGAUUACUAGGAAGUUUUUCCAAAGUGAACCCAGGUGUGGAAUUCAGCAUGUGUUGCAAUACCAGACUUGUGUGCUUGCAAAUGUGAACAGUGAAAAGAAAUUGAAGCACAAUAUACUCACGAAAAGUAAGUUACAUAAUACUGUACUCAUGUAUUAGGAAAAAUGUCUCAUAUGAAUAAUGUGUUUUGGGGUGAGGGUGUGUGUGUGUAUUUUGGCAGGUAUUACUUUCUUUUUUUUGCACAGACUUAAGGACUUGGUGUUGGUGUGUGGGGCCACAUUUUUAACCUUUGGCAAAAGAUCUGAAGCUUCUUGGAAGCUCUUUACACUUUGUAAAUAAAAUGUUUCUGUGACCCCAUUGUUCAGGGUGGAUAGAAACAGAACCCUUUUAAGUGUUGCUUCUCCAUGCUUAAAAUACAUGUAGGAGGUAAACUUUCAUUAAUCUUUGUAGUUUAUUACUCUGUCCUAUUACUACUGAAUCUUGCAGAGAUGUUUCACUUUAAUAUGAAUGUCUUUGUAUGUGUAAAUUCCCCUUGGAUGAAUCGAGUGAUUUUGCAUUUUUGAUAGUAAAGGGACGACUUUUCAUUGUCCACAACAGUGCAUUUCAAGCAGUUGAUACACAAACAUUUUUUAUAGCAACUCAUCAACAGGUGUAUACUUAUUUGCUGACUUUGUCAGUUAUACAUGUUUUUCUGUUAAAGGUAAAUGGAUCAUGUUAUUUGCAUCAGGUCAAAAGCAAAUGCAUUUUUUUUAUAUGGAAUUUGUGUAUUCUGAUAAGUAUCAUUCCUAUUUUAAUCUCAGUACUGUAUAGUGUAAUUCAUUCAUUCAUGCAUUAUUUCAAAUGUCAUAAAUACCACAAUAAAAUAAAUUGUUAACGUUA